AUGGCCAACACCAAAUAUGACGAGAAGGACGCUGUUGUCUCCGCAGACACCAGCAAGGAGACAAUGGACCACAACGAAUCUUUCCCCGAGAAAGGCGUGGCUGUCAAUCGAGACUAUGCCGGUGCCACUGAAAAGACAGAUCCAGAGGAAAUCCAUCUGGUCCGCAAGCUGGAUUUUAGAAUCAUGCCAAUGCUGGUCUUUAUGUACUUCCUCAACUAUAUCGACCGCAACACGCUUGCCCAGGCACGCCUAGACGAUCUCGAGAAGGAACUGGGCAUGGAGGGCGAAUACCAAUUCAACACCACCAUUUCCAUCCUCUUCGUCGGCUACGUUCUCAUGCAGAUCCCCAGCAAUAUGCUGAUUACCCGUGUCAGACCGAGUAUCUAUAUGAGCUCGUGGAUGGUUGUUUGGUCAAUUGUGUCAGCUUGUACGGCCUUGGUCAAAUCCUACUCUGGUAUGGUGGUGUGCCGUUUCUUGCUUGGGGUAACUGAGGCACCGUUUUACCCGGGAGCGACAUAUCUUCUGGCCAUAUUUUAUACUCGCAAAGAGGUUGCCGCUCGAAUCGCCGUUUUAUAUUGCGCACAGAUUCUUGCAACAGGAUUUGCCGGUUUAAUUGCUGCAGGUGUAUUCAAGGGUCUGGAUGACGCAAGAGGCAUCUCGGGCUGGAGAUGGCUAUUCAUUAUCGAAGGAUGCGCGACCACUGUAGUAGCACUAGGAGGCUUCUUCUUUUUACCAGAUACCCCCAGCACGACCCGAUGGCUCACCGCACGCGAACGUGAACUCGCGCACGAUCGAGUCGAAAAGGACACAAUGGGCGAGGGCAACUCACAGAAGAUCCCUGUCAUGGAAGGCCUGCGACAAGCGGCCAGGGACAAGCGCACAUGGAUCUUCUGCCUCAUGCAGAAUUUCCACCUGGCAGCCUGCUGCUUCAACAGCUUUUUCCCAACUUCCGGCCGCCACCACGAGCGCACCUGGCACAUCACCGGCGGCCUCGGCGUGGCCAUGGUCGGCUUCAUCAUCGCCUCGUCCACGCUCAACACCGCCGGCCGCUACAUCGCCUGCUUCAUCUUCCCCGUCGGCGCCUACUCGGUCAACUCGGUGAUAAUCGGCUGGGUGUCGUCGACGCUGUCGCAGACACGCGAGAAGCGGGCGGUGGUGCUUGCGAUGCACAACGUUGCGGGCCAGAUUGGGUACAUCUACGGCGCAUAUGUGUGGCCGAAUUACGAUAAGCCGAGGUUUGCGAUUGGGUUUGGGGUUUCGGCUGGGUUUGCGUUUGGGGCGAUUGUGUGUGCGUGGUGGAUGCGGACGUUGUUGAAGAGGGAGAAUCGGAGGUUGAAGGAGGCGGCUGGGGGGGAGAUUGUGAAUUAUUAUGGGUAUUGA
Blastomyces dermatitidis ER-3 is the source of this 1380-nucleotide messenger RNA. RefSeq lists its product as uncharacterized. Gene Ontology annotation, cellular component: membrane. The record is from RefSeq and is a predicted model, not a curated record. The transcript has 7 exons. Gene Ontology annotation, biological process: transmembrane transport. Gene Ontology annotation, molecular function: transmembrane transporter activity. Bases 1 to 1380 code for a protein of 459 amino acids. NCBI's taxonomy places the organism in Eukaryota, Fungi, Ascomycota, Eurotiomycetes, Onygenales, Ajellomycetaceae.